Molecule: messenger RNA, 966 nt
Organism: Rotaria sp. Silwood1
Lineage: Eukaryota; Metazoa; Rotifera; Eurotatoria; Philodinida; Philodinidae
Source: the annotation of a GenBank genome assembly
AUGAGAGACAAAGAUCUCUUCGAUAAUGAUGAUUCAUUUUCUUUGUUCAUUGUAGUUAUUCCCAAUAUUCCAAUUGAUGCUCAAUGGUCACUAAACGGAAAGACCGUUGCUGGAGGUAAUGGAGAAGGCGAUGCCACAAAUCAACUCGCGAGGCCUUACGGUCUCUUCGUUGAUGAUGAUCAAACGAUGAUCACUGCUGACUGCUCCAAUCAUCGUAUCGUCCAAUGGAAGAUGGGUGAUACGAAUGGACAAGUUAUAGCUGGUGGCAAGGGCCAAGGAAAUCGCUUAGAUCAAUUGGAUCGUCCAACCGAUCUGCUAAUCGACAAAGACACUGAUAGUCUCAUUAUCUGCGAUUGGGGAAAUCGACGAGUUGUACGAUGGUCUCGUCGUAGUGGCACAACUCAAGAAGAAAUCUUCAUCAACGACAUCGAUUGUUAUGGAUUGUUCAUGGAUGAUCAGAAAUAUCUCUACGUCUCUGACUACAAAAAACACGAAGUCAGACGAUAUCAAAUAGGAGACAAGAAUGGAAUUAUUGUGGCUGGUGGAAAUGGCAAAGGUGCUGAUCUCAAUCAACUCAACGAUCCGCAUUACAUCUUUGUCGGUCAACAACAGACUGUAUACGUGUCAGACAACCACAAUCAUCGUGUAAUGAAAUGGAAUAAGGGUGCAAAAGAAGGCAUUGUCGUCGCUGGAGGUCAAGGUAAAGGGGAAGCUCUGACACAAUUGUAUCAUCCUAACGGAUUCUUCGUCGAUAUGUUGGAUACCAUCUAUGUGGCAGAUUCGGCGAAUCAUCGAGUAAUGCGUUGGCCUAAAGGAGCAAAACAGGGUACUGUCAUUGUGGGUGGAAAUCGUAAAGGAGCAGGAGCAAAUCAGUUCAAUUAUCCCGAUGGUUUGUCGUUCGAUCGACAAGGCAAUCUCUAUGUCGUCGAUAAUGAAAAUAAUCGUGUUCAGUUUUUUUCAAUUUAA